CCUCACUAAAGGUUUGCAGCUUACACAUUAAAAGCAAAAUGGAUACCACUACCACUACACUAGUUCCAGUCCGCAGGAAGACAAAUUUGUCAGAUUCUGAGAGGCAGGCCAUUGUAGAUCUUCUCCGAGAAAGAAGGCAUCAAGUGGGGGGUACAUUGCAAAAAGGGUCUAUAAGUGAGACACCUGCUGCAUUUAAUGUAAAGACAAAAACCAUCAGCAGAAUAUGGGCACAUGCAAGUAGAAUAUGGGCCCUAGGGGGGUGCAACAGGGGCGACCGCCCUAGGCCCGAGAAAAUAGAGGGGAAAAAUAGGCCCAAAAAUAUUUCUUUGUAUGUAGUGUGAGUAGGCUUCUUUUUCUUUCUUAAUUGGCUCAAGGUUUAAUUUUUAAAAUAAAUGUAAAGUGACAUGUCUUUCUUAAUUCACUUGGCAUCUCUAAGUUUUAUAAUCAUUUUAAUUACAAACUUAUCAAGUUAUGUUAG
Cuscuta epithymum is the source of this 478-nucleotide messenger RNA. The record is from the annotation of a GenBank genome assembly. NCBI's taxonomy places the organism in Eukaryota, Viridiplantae, Streptophyta, Magnoliopsida, Solanales, Convolvulaceae.